This is a messenger RNA of Zalophus californianus (California sea lion), 4196 nucleotides long. RefSeq names its product ribosomal protein S6 kinase like 1 (gene RPS6KL1). NCBI's taxonomy places the organism in Eukaryota, Metazoa, Chordata, Mammalia, Carnivora, Otariidae. The transcript is spliced from 11 exons. Bases 165 to 1817 code for a protein of 550 amino acids. Gene Ontology annotation, molecular function: protein kinase activity; ATP binding. Gene Ontology annotation, biological process: protein phosphorylation. The record is from RefSeq and is a predicted model, not a curated record.
AUGGCCAGGCUGCACCCGGCCAGGCCCCUGCACCUGGCUGGAGGGCGCAAGGCGGCGGACUGGUGCACGGUCUCCCGCACGAGGGGCGGUGGCGGAAGGGGUAGGUCCGGCCGCGCGGACCGAGCUCCUGGCUCGGGCAGGUCACCACCACAGGGCAAGCAGCCAUGAGUCUGGUGGCCUGCGAGUGCCCCCCGGGCCCUGGCCUGGAGCCUGAGCCUUGCUCCCGAGCACGGUCCCAGGCCCGCGUGUACCUGGAGCAGAUUCGCAACCUGGUGGCUCCCGGGGCCCCUGACGUGACCAAGCGCGACUACCUGGUGGAUGCAGCCACGCAGAUCCGGCUGGCCCUGGAGCGGGAUGUCAGUGAGGACUACGAGGCAGCCUUCAACCACUACCAGAACGGCGUGGACGUGCUGCUGCGGGGUGUGCACGUCGACCCCAACAAGGAGCGAUGCGAGGCUGUGAAGCUGAAAAUUACCAAGUACCUGCGGCGGGCCGAGGAGAUCUUCACCUGCCACCUGCAGAAGACCCUGGGCGGUGGGGCCAGCCCCGGCACGGGUUUCAGCAGCCUGAGGCUCCGGCCCAUCCGCACACUGAGCUCUGCCCUGGAGCAACUGAGGGGCUGCAAGGUGGUUGGGGUCAUCGAGAAGGUGCAGCUGGUACAGGACCCAGCGACCGGAGGGACCUUCGUGGUAAAGAGCCUGUCCAGGUGUCACAUGGCGAACCGGGAGCGGCUGACCAUCAUCCCGCACGGUGUCCCCUACAUGACAAAGCUGCUUCGCUACUUUGUGAGCGAGGAUUCCAUCUUCCUGCAGCUGGAGCAUGUGCAAGGGGGCACGCUCUGGUCCCACCUGCUCUCCCAGGAGCAGCCCCAACAGUCUGGGGGCAGGUCUGGCUCCAGCCCAGAGAGGAUGAAGGCUCCGCUCAACUCACCCCUCGGCCUCCAGACCCCAGCACCACUCCCCCUGGGACCCACCUGCCUGCCGGACAGAAUCCUUCGGGAGCUCCCACAGACUUCUCAGAGCCUUCCCCCAGCCAGGGGGGCCCCACCCAUCACUCCCCAGAGAGAGGCUGAAGGUGACCCCUCCACCGGGACCCAUGCUUCCUGCCCCUCGGACCUUCUGAAGGCCCCGGUUGGCCGCCUGCACCUCCAAGCCAGGCGGCGACCUGGCCAGAGCUUGGACGUGAGGCCCUCUUGGGGGCUCCCUUGGGUUCAUCAGGGGGCUGUCCGGGUGCUGGGGGCCUGUGGCCAAGGCAGAAGUCCGAGCCGCCCCUUAGCAGAUAGGGCCCGACCGGGGUCUGGCCGUGGCGCCUGGAGGGUGAAGGAAGAGCAGGUGAAGCAGUGGGCGGCUGAGACCCUGCUGGCCCUGGAGGCGCUGCACCAGCAGGGGGUGCUGUGCCGAGACCUCAAUCCCCGGAACCUGCUCUUGGACCAGGCAGGUCACAUCCGGCUCACGUAUUUCGGCCAGUGGGCAGAGGUGGAGCCCCACUACUGCAGGGAGGCCUUGGACAAUCUCUACAGUGCCCCAGAGGUGGGUGGGAUUUCUGAGCUGACGGAAGCCUGUGACUGGUGGAGCUUUGGGUCUCUGCUGUAUGAAAUGCUGACUGGAACCGCACUGUCGCAGAGCCACCCCUCGGGAAUCCAGCCCCAUACCCGGCUCCAGCUGCCCGAGUGGCUCAGUCGCCCAGCGGCCUCCCUGCUGACUGAGCUGCUGCAGUUUGAUCCUGCCCGGCGCCUGGGUGCUGGAGGCGGCGGUGUCAACAAGCUCAAGGCCCACCCCUUUUUCAGUACUACCCAGUGGAGCAAACUGGUGGGGUAAGAGGGGGCAGAGUGGGUCAUGGAGGCUGCUGGACUAGCCUGGAUCUUCUCUCCCCUCUGCCGCCCAGAGCUGGCCCGUCUAAUCAGUGACCCUCAGGCAAGGAAGGCAGGGCAGGUGCCCUUCCUGCUCAGCGCCACUCUUGGGCACCAUCGUAACCACCGCUACUGCCCAGAAGGGCCUGGGCGUCCCCCAGCCAGCUCUGGAGACCCUUUCUGGUCACUGCUGAGGGGGAGGGACAGGGAGAUCCCACCCAGUUGGGCAGCUCGGACCCCUCCGCCCAUCCAUCCUCCACCCGUCAGUCAACAGCUCCCUGUACCUUGACCGCAGACCUGCCAGGCCACAGGGUGCCUUCCGCAGCAUGAGCUCUGAGCUCCUGCCUGCCUGCUGAAUGGACGGCAAGGUUUCGUGACUCACGAGCGGCCAUGUGCCCCACUGGGGACAUCUCUGGAGACUCAUCUCAGGAUACUGGUCCACUGGCCCAGUGGACCCAAACCAGGGCUGCCCUGCCUGCUCAUCUUAGCCGUGCAACUUGGCCUCCUCCCCCUCCCAGGCUAUUGCUGCACGGGGUGGGAGUGGGGGGUACAGGAUCCACUCCCCGACCUGACCACGCGCCGUCUUACGACUUCAGACUGGAGAACAAAAGGCAGGCAGGAGAGAGAAAUAAGGAUAAGCAUCAGGGGAGAGGGAGAAAGGCACAACUCUGGCACUUAGUGUCAUUCUGAAAACAGAAUGAAGAGCUCUCUUCCCCAGCUAGCCCACCAGUGUGGAAAGGGGAGCCUACCCCCUAGGCCUCCAGGCUGGAGCAACUACUACACUUUGUACCCAUUACAAUCCCUUCUCAGGCAUUUGUCCUAUUUACCAUUUUGCAUUUUCGUCUUGAGGGUCCAUUUAAUUCACCGCCCACUGUGACUUCACAAAACACAUGGAAUGAUUGCCUAAGCUUUUAGCCAGAAGCAGAAUGUUUCUGGUCCCCGAAGAGCUGGGGUAAGUAGUUACCUCAAAGACAAUCCCCUCCCCAGGUUUGGGGGUCCUCUGAUUCCCCUCGGGGCUUACCCUGUCACUGGGGUGUGGGAAGGAAAUUUCCACCAGACCUCUGCCCCCAACUCCUUCCUUCCAGGGUCUCCAACACCACCAGGGGACGCCUCUGACCUCCAGUCUGGCUGUGAAGGUCCAACUCUAACUCUAGGGGUAGAGACCAGUCCUACAGAGGGCACACGGGGGGAACACAGCCUGCGCCUGCUUUCCCUGGGCCUUGCCCAUACCCCCCACCCCCCAAUAAAGCCUGCCAUUGCCUAUGGUGUCCUUGCCUCCUGAAUGCAACCAGAGCAGCCCUGCUGGAAGGGAGAGAUUGGAAGGCUCCCCCCGAGAAGCCCCAUGCUAGUCAAGAGUGAGCUUGGAGUUCCCUAGAAGGUAGGAAGCAGGGCUGGUCGUGAAGGGCAUGUCAGCCUGUGCCCCGCAGAGAAGCUCUGAGAGGAAGGGAUGGCAUGUGGCGGGGGGGGGAACCUGGGAGCUGUGGGAAAGAGAGAAGUCCUAGAGGAGGGUCAUGGUACCUGGGGGGCAGGGGUGAGACAGGACACUAGUCUAAUAAUCCUCACAGUGACCCCGGAGAUGGAUGGUGGCUCCCAUUAAAGACAUGAUAGGGCCCGGUGGAGCCUGUCCACAAGUCUGUCCUUUUGCUAUGCUAAGUCAGGCCGGGCUGCUUCCAACCACUGCCACACGGAGGGUGAGUUGCUUCUGAACUUCUGGGCCUCAUCCGUGCAACAAACACCUGCACACCUGCUACUCUGCUGGGCCGUGAAUACUGGUAUCCCAGCCCUGAUGGGGCUAAUACUACCUCCGUUGUAGGUUUCCUAGAGAGUUUCUAGCACCAAGCCCAGGAGAUUGAAGUUCUGCCUUUCCUGAAACCCAUCUCCCCCCACCCCCACCCCAUUAGCUCUAGUUCUGCCCUCUGGAGCCACUGCGUUCCUGUGACAGACCUUCGCCAAGACAUGGCAUCCCUGCAGGCCCAACAGGUGGGGAUGGUGUUUAAACUCAGAAGCCAUAUGCCUGCCACCCAUAGUCUAGGUUGGCUCCCAACCUUGUCUGCCUCCCUCCCAGACCCCUGCUCCCAGGGGGUGAUCUACCCUCAUCAGUGCUUACUGACCUCGGGCACCCUUGUAUACAUGUGGCAAACAAGUCCAAAAUGCAAAAUUGUCUUAAGUUGUGCCCACCUCCUCAAUCCGUCCCAGAAAUGCUCGUCUGUUGGCGUCUGGGUCCCACCUUUUUGAAGCCACCGCGAAGUCUCUUCAAGGGUGUGGCCUGUCAGGCUGCAGGGGCUCCCCGGAAGGAAGCCAGGCACGUUCCUGGCAUGCGGACGGCUAGGGUUCCACCUGCUGUCAA